AUGGCGGCCACAGCAGCAGCAGGCUGCAAGCACCACCUCCUCCGUCCGCUACCUUCGCCCGCCGCGGCGGCUCGUCUAACUCCCCCGAGAACGGCAGUGACGCUGUCUGCAGCGCGUGGCGCAUCCAAGCUUCCCGCCGUCCGCGGAACCGCCGCGCCAUCCGCGGGGAAGCAGCAAUCGCCGCCGGCAACUUCGGGGCCGGCGGCUCAGUCGCACUUCAGUUCCGAGCCAGCGCAACACGCGGCGAUGUCGCACGGCGCCCGCGGGAGCAAGGACACUGCGAUACGCGCGACGCCGUCGUUAUCCGUCAUCGAGCUUGACGUCACUUCCCCCGACGUAAACGGUAACGGAGCCGUUAACAAAGCUUCUACCUCCGUCAAUUCGUCGAAUCAACAGCUGGAGCUGGAAAUCCUGCCUUCGUUCGUGCCGCAAGAGCUCACAGCCGCAGCAGACAUCUCAGAAGCCUUUCUCUCUCCGGAAUCCUCCGCACUUCUGUCGCUGCCGGUACUCGAACCCGCGACCUCUCCGCAACGGCAAGAGCCCGAGGCGGAGGCGGCGGAGGAACGCGGAAACAACAGGAGCAGCGCUGAAGUAGCGGAUGAUGCGGGAAAACAAAAGGAGGACGAAAGCUGGGGCAGGCUGAUGGCGCAGGCUGGGUACUCGAAGCGCAUGGAGGCAAUCGGCGAUCAGUUCUUUGAAUCGGACUUGCGGCCUGUCGUCCUCUUCGAUGGCGUGUGCAACCUGUGUAACAAGUGGGUCAACUUUCUUCUCGACUAUGACCCCCACGGCAACCUGCGCUUCGCCUCGCUGCAGGGCGACUCGGGGAAGGCCCUUCUCCGCCGCGCUGGUCGCGACGAGAACGACCACUCGGACAUUGUUCUUGUUGCACACAACAGGGCCUAUUUCGGCUCCGAUGCAAUCCUCCAGAUCUUCUCCCGGCUGAAGCCACCUUUCCCUCUGCUGGCUGCUGCGGGCCACAUCACGCCCCACGCUCUCCACGAAUUCAUCUACAAGAACGUUUCUGAAAGCCGGUACACGCUCUUUGGCAAGGCCGAUGCGUGCAGGCUGUUUGACCCCCGCUUCGGCCCGGACCUCAUUCACAGAGUCCGCGAGCUCAACAAGCUUCCCCAUCAUGCUCGUAAACUUCUCGCCGUGAAAGCGACUGUUGCUGACGUGGACGAUAACGUUGCGGACGUCGACGGCAGUAAUACUGACGCAUCGAGCGCUGAAAGCGCGCCUGCUGAGGAUGGACUCGAAGCAGAUAAGCCCGAAUCGGCCUCCGCGUCCGAGAAACUCGAGGUGACUAUGGAGGAUGUGCUUAUAUCGGAUGACGCGUCCUCGUCAAAAGACGAUGAUCAGAUGGACGACCAGGAUUCUCAAGACGGAAACACCCAACCCAGGGAGUCUUCACCCGCUGAAAAAGUAGCCGCCGAAGACGCUUCCAGCAAGACGGACGGCUCCGCUCCGGAUGACGCGGAACAGCAGAUUGUUAACGAGCUCAUUGGAGGCGACUUGGGCUAUGGCCCGGAAAUUCAAGCCUUUGAUGACGUCACGGAGCCAGACGACGGGAUCGCGGAAGACGCGGACGAUGGGGCGGAGUAUGCGGAGGAGGAUGCGGAGGAGGGUUCGGAAGACGAUACGGAGGACUUCUCGUCUGGAGUGAUGUCGGAUCUUGGGAUUACAAAAGACGACGUUGAUGAGGAUGACGAUGUGGAAUGGGAAGAAGAUAUCGAUUUCCUGGUGAAACCCGACGAGGAAGCCGUUUCGGAGAAGGAUGAGCGCCGUGCUGGAGCGACAGGGGAGGCUGCGGGGGGGUUGGCGGAAGGGGAGGGAGUGGGGGAAGGUGGGGAAUUGGCGGAAGGAGCAACUGGGCCAGUCGCGGUAUUGGAGCAGGCGGAAGCGGGAGGGUUGAGUAUUGCAGCAACGGACGACAUCAAUAAGGGGCCUGAGCCGCAGGUGUUUGACGAUGUUAACGAGCCUGAGGCUAAUAACGCGGAUAGGAUCCAAACGGCUACAGUAGCAGACGGGAACACCAACGGCCCUAACGUGGAAGUUUUGGAAGAAAGAAAGGAGGAGGCGAGCAGUGCGAGUGACAAUAAAGUGGGUGGCAUUGACGAGGGUUUGAAGGAUAUCAUUGCCUUUGAUGCUAAAACUAUCAGAAACCCCAUCAGCAUGGUGCUGGAGGAAGAUAUAGAGUCUGCUAAUAAAGGGACCGAGGAAAUUUUAGAGAUUGAGGGGGAAGGGAAGGAGGAGGGUGAUGAGAUGGAGGGGCACAGGAGGGUGCUGUGGAUGCUGGAGAAUGGAAUGGAAACGGAGAUGGAGGAGGCUUGA
This is a messenger RNA of Closterium sp. Naga37s-1, 2331 nucleotides long. NCBI's taxonomy places the organism in Eukaryota, Viridiplantae, Streptophyta, Zygnematophyceae, Desmidiales, Closteriaceae. The record is from the annotation of a GenBank genome assembly.